CAAGGCGCAAGUACACUCAAAGGAGCACACCUCAACUUAGCUUAUAGGUCGCGUGGGUGCGGCAAGCAGGCGCGUAUCGACGUAAGAAUACACGCGUUAGAAUUCCCAGCGUCUUCUCUCUCGAUCAAGGUCUAUCUCUGCUCCGUUGGACGUGUUUGGUCCAGUGUGAGCCCCGAAUAAACAAUCUCUCCAUCCUGCCACUAAUUAUGGGAGGCGAGUGCGUUCCGGAUCAUUGCCGCGAGUGUGGAAGCAAGGACGUCGUGACGGACUUCAGCGCGGGUGACGUCGUGUGCCGCGGCUGCGGCAUGAUCCUCGGUGAGCGCAUUAUAGAUGAUUCCCCCGAAUGGCGAACAUUUGCUAAUGAUGAUCGGGGUGGUGACCCCGCUGCGAAAUCCAGGGUCGGCGACGUCGCGGACGCGCGGCUGAACAGCCUCUCGCUGUCCACGUAUCUGGUCGACCCGAAGAAGGGCGGCGGGGGCGCUGACGGCGAGCCGGGGCGCAAACACAAGCGCCCCAACAUCUCGUCUGACAGCGCCAAGGUCAAGAGGAUGCAGCGUAAUAUGGCGCGCAUCCAAGAAGUUGCAGAUUAUUUGUCGCUGCCCAAGAAGAUUGUGGAGAUCGCGUUGGACGUAUAUGCUGAAGCGGAGAAGCAGGGCGUCAAUAUGCGAGGACCGGAACGAGAGAGUAUGGCCGUCGCCGUGCUGUUUAUCGCGUGUAGGAAGGCUGGCAAUGCUCGAUCAUUGAAGGAGUUUGAAGAAGCUUCUGGAAUCCCGAAGCGACGUAUUGGCAAGUCGUUUAUGAGCUUGCAGCGCCGCUUGGAUCUCGAAGUUAAACAAGCAACGACGGAGGAAUACGUGCAGCGCUUCUGCUCGAGACUGGGGCUGCCAAACAAGACGCAGAUGAUAGCUCAUACGGUGGCGAAGAAGGCAGAUAGUCUCGAUUUGUCCAAUGGACAGCCGCCUGUUGCAGUGGCAGCGUCGGUGAUCUACCUGGUGGCAGCUUACACGAACGCAAAGCGCUCGAUCCAGGAGAUUAGCGACGUAACGAUGAUUGGCGAGAAGAGCAUGAAGAGAGUGUGCAAAGAGCUGAAUAAGAGUCGCAUGGUGCUUUUCGAAGGCGUGGUGAUGACUUAGAUCAAGACCUCGUAAGUAAACAGAAGAAGGACACACGCAGGUUCGUAUAUAUUUAAUGGGGGGACACACACCUCCUAUUUGCAUGCCUCUUCUUGCUGCUAGGUCGCGUUUAGAUAGACAUAGAGAUAGACAAUAGAAGAACUGGAUGCGGCCUUGAUGCACUACUGACUGUGGUGUAGGACUGCCGUUGUUGUACAGUACGUUGUAGUAUGUUAUUGACUUCCGACGCUUUUGCUUUUGGAAAACUGUGUUCUCGUCUCACUCAUACACUAGCUGAGCGAUUUCUAUCCACGAUGUAUGUGUUCGUUGACAUCUCUUGAGACUCCAGACGACGC
Messenger RNA from Phytophthora nicotianae INRA-310, 1468 nucleotides. RefSeq lists its product as hypothetical. Gene Ontology annotation, cellular component: transcription preinitiation complex; nucleus. Gene Ontology annotation, biological process: DNA-templated transcription initiation; transcription preinitiation complex assembly. The transcript has 2 exons. Gene Ontology annotation, molecular function: TBP-class protein binding. Bases 207 to 1133 code for a protein of 308 amino acids. NCBI's taxonomy places the organism in Eukaryota, Oomycota, Peronosporomycetes, Peronosporales, Peronosporaceae. The record is from RefSeq and is a predicted model, not a curated record.